This is a messenger RNA of Rotaria sp. Silwood2, 645 nucleotides long. The record is from the annotation of a GenBank genome assembly. NCBI's taxonomy places the organism in Eukaryota, Metazoa, Rotifera, Eurotatoria, Philodinida, Philodinidae.
AUGACUAAAUUACAUAAUGAAUUGAAAAAAAAACGUAUUUAUCCAAAAGAUAUUCCAAGUCAUUUUCAACUUGAAAAUUUAUUAAAAUGUGCACAACAAUUUGUCGAAGUAUUGAAGAAGCCAGAACCAGAAAAAAACAUUAUUCAUCUUUAUACAACUGAAGCACCUUAUUAUUAUAAAAUAAUUAAUGAUAUUCUUAAUUUAUUAGAUGAAGAUUUAAUUGUAAUCAUUCAAGAUUAUGUCAAAGCAUUACGAUAUUCUCUAAUAACCUAUGAGGAUGCAUCAAACAAAAUGCCUGCUACAAACAAUGUCAAGUUAUACCGAGGCAUAUCUUUGGCACAAGAUAAUAGUUUCGCAGAAUUUUCAAGAAAAUUUAAAAUUCAUGAUACCAUUAUUUUUCCAGCAUUUUCAUCGACUAGUUUGAAUAAAGAUCGAACAAGAUCUUUUAUUAAGGGAAAGGGUGUAUUAUUGGAAAUUUCAGCUGAUUGUUCAAAAUUGAAUAAACCAAAAAAUAUUUCUGCACAAUCAGAAUAUCCAAGUGAAGAUGAAGUCUUAUUGAAUUGUUUCAGUAUAUUAAAAGUCGAGAAUAUUACCACAAUGAAUGAUGAUUUAUUAUGCUAUAAAUGCACAUUGGAACUACGUUAA